Molecule: messenger RNA, 741 nt
Organism: Verticillium nonalfalfae
Lineage: Eukaryota; Fungi; Ascomycota; Sordariomycetes; Glomerellales; Plectosphaerellaceae
Exons: 1
Coding region: 1-741 (246 amino acids)
Cellular component (GO): cytoplasm; nucleus
Molecular function (GO): ribonucleoside-diphosphate reductase inhibitor activity
Source: RefSeq, a predicted model, not a curated record
AUGUCUACACCCCGAACCAAGCGCCAAUUCGCUGGCGCAGCCUCUGAUCCCGCCCAGCGCCAGAUCACCUCAUUCUUCACCCCUUCAACUUCGCCGCCUCCGAGUUCUCAGCCGGCAGCCGCCACGCUCCCCGCGAGCGUCCAGACCAAUCUCCUCAGCGUCGGCAUGCGCGUCCGCAAGAGUGUGCCCGAGGGCUACAAGACCGGUUCAUACAGCGCCUUCAAGCUCUGGUCCGACACGUCCGUCGCCCCUACGACCAAGGCCAAGCCCGCCUUCAAGGCUCCCGCGCAGCGCGAACUGCUUCCCUUUUGCGGCAUUCACAACAUCGGUGGCUUCGCGAGCCAGCCUGUCGACUGUAUUGACGACGGCGGCGAGGACGACAGCGACGUGCCCGACAUUGACGAUGUGCCGGGUUUGACCAGCUCGCAGGAAAGCGUCGAGAGCGCCGUCUCCGCUUCAUCACGGAAGCGCAUCUAUGAUGAUGACGAAGAAGAAGCUGCGACAGACAGUCUGCAAGUACCGUAUCCAGGCAAGAGCGCUUGGGCCGACGACGAUGUGAGCCCGCAGAGCCUGUCCCCUGCAGGAUGGGCCAAUGCCCGGCCGAUGGCCAUGCCGAGGCGUCUGGGGCAGCGCAAGGCCGCGACAACGACAACGACUACGAGCUCAGGGCAAGAGAACUUGAGGGAUUUCGAGGAGGCUGACUUCCUAGUCGAGGAGGGUAUGGACAUGACAGAUGCUUGA